AUGACCGAUCAGCCCAUUGGGCCGCCGGCCUACGCGCGGGGCGGAGCUCCUGACGACUUCGCGCAUCCGCCAUUGGCCAGAACGGAAGAUACGGGGCUCCAUCAUUGGCCGGCGGAAGUUCUGUCCGGUUGUCUCCCUCCCCGUCCCCCCGUGCAUCGUUCUGUGUGUUGUCCCGAGAAGAAAGGCACGUGCGGGAGGCAUGUGGCGCCUGGUUCGCUGCAGGAUAGUUGUCGGUAGGUUUCCCCGUCGCAGGGCUCCGUCGAAGAAACCCUCGUGGCAGCCUUGGCCGGCUCCUGUGCGUAUCCAAUGCAGAUUUCGUAGGUUGACUUCAAUGCUGGCUCCACUUAACUUGCGGGAAAAUUCAUUCAUUCAUUCAUUUUUAUUGAAUUUAUAUACCGGGCGGAUUUAGGUUUGAUGAGGCCCUAAGCUACUGAAGGUAAUGGGGCCCGUUAUAUGUCCAGCUGUCCUUUGUCAACAACAAAUUGUCGCUGUUUUUUGUGUUGAAUAUAUGCUUUAUGGUAAUUUAUGGACCUCAUAGGUAUCUAAAGCCAUUUUAUGUAUUUUAUCAAAGUAAUUGUUGAACCGAAAUACAAUUAUGAAGAAGUAUAUUAAUAGUGAUUUUUGGGGUGGGGGGCCAAGAGAGUGGGGCCCUAAUUUGUGGAAUUUCCAGUGUAAGACUUGAUGUGCAUUAAGUGUCUAUUUCUUCUUUUAGACAUCAGCUUACCAAAAUGACUGAAUUUGGAGAGGGCAACAAGCCAUCUUCCUAUAAAAGAAUAGUUCUCAAGAAUGCUUCUGAAUACCACUAUCUAAAGAUCCAUUUGUAAGUUCAUGCCUUUUUCCCCUUUUGCCCCUUCACCUUGGAAGGAUUUUGUGCAGCGUAUUCUUUUGUUGAUCAAUAGGGUUUUCUAAUAAGACUUAUUGCUAACUUACAUUUCAGGGAGUUUCAGGAAGCUGACUUUAGCCUAAAUGCUGUUGAAUUCAAACAACUUAUCAUCUCUGCUCUGAAACGGCUGCAUGGUGAGGUAUGUUUGUUGUUUAUGUUGACUGUCAUUAUUUGGAGAUGGCAUUUCUUCAGCUUCCAAAUUAUGUAUAUGUAAAUAUCCCCUUGUUUAUUUGGAUCCACUGCAUAGAGGAAAGAUGGCUUCUGAAGGAGUACAACUAUGCACUGUUUGUCUUUAUGCUUUUAAAACUAGGGGAGAACAGCCAGCUGUUUCUCCCAACUUAAAAAGGUGAAACAUUGUGGUCCUAACAAGAGAAGACUAUGAAGUGAUAUAAAAUAUGAGUAUUCAGCAACUUCAUUUUGCAAAGUCUCUUUCUGCUUCUUAGUAACAACGUAAUAUCUUUUCUUUUUAGGUUGGUGCCGCUUUGCUUGUCGAUGUGCUGACCUAUGAGGAAGAAACAUUGUCUGCAGUACUCAGAGUACCUAAUGCGUAAGGAACUCUGAAUAUACAUCUUUAGCAAGCGCUAUUGGGUGAAAACAAGGCUCUCUAAAAUGAAGGGGAUGCUCUUUGUGUUUAAAGAAGAUGUCACAAGUUUGGUUGGUACUGUACAGGCAACUCCUCAUUUACACAGGGUUGGGUUCUGAGGAACUGUGCAAAGCCUGUCCCCCUCACCCUCUUCUGGUGCCGAAAACGGUGCUUGCUUCCAUGGUUGUGCUUGUGCCAAUCAUGCACAAAUGGGGAGUUGCCUGUAUAUAGCAUUGUUGUUGCUUGAGUGUAGGAGUGUUACUUAAUGGUGGUGAAGGUGUAAUUUCCUCGUCUUUCCCCCAAGGUCAGGCUUGGAAAAAUACUUCCAAUUUCAAGAUGCCAGUACAGUAGUACCUUGGUUCUCAAAUGCUUUGGUAUAGAAACAACUUGGAACCCAAAUACUUCAAACCCGGAAGUAAGUGUUCCGGUUUGCAAACCUUUUUCAGAAGCUGAACGUGCUCCGUUUUCAGUGUUACUCUUCCGAUUUGAGAGCCACACCUCCAUUUUGAGUGUCACGCUGAGGUCUGUCUGUUUUUGCAGCUCUUUUUGAUUUGUUUUUGUGACUGUGUGGAACCCAGUUUAACGAUUGAUUGAUUGAUUGAUUGUGUGACUGCCGUACAUUGUUUAUUGCUUUCAUUUUAUGGAUCAAUGGUCUUGUUAGAUAGUAAAAUUCAUGUUAAAUUGCUGUUUUAGGGGUUGUUUUUAAAAGUCUGGAACAGAUUAAUCCAUUUUACAUUACUUUCUAUGGGAAAGCUUGCCUUGGUUUUGGAACGCUUUGGUUUUGUGGAUCUUUCUUCUCAAUGAAUGAGACUGAAAUCUUAAUAUUUGUCCUUAGCCUUUUUUGUCAUGUUGUGUUGGCACUUGUUUUAUGUGAGCAAGAAUGUCUCUAAUUCUGUCGUUUGAACAGUGGCCUCGCAAAGCUGUGGAGUGCUCUGACGCUGUUUGGUUCAUAUCAGAACAGAAAGUGUGCUUUUAGGGUGAUACAGGUAAGAGUUAAGAUGCAAACAAUCUGAUCCCAGGUUAUAAAGCUGCCUAACAGAAUGGUCAUUUUUUUCAGGAUUUACAUUUACAUUUACAAGCUGUACGCCGGCUUCCUUGGCCAAUAAAGCGAGAUGAGCACCGCAACCCCAGAGUCGGCCACGACUGGACCUAAUGGUCAGGGGUCCCUUUACCUUUACCCAUGUCCCUUUGAGUGCAAUGGUGGUUACUCCCAGAUGGAUAAAAAAUUGCUGCCAAAAGAUGUUAUGUGCUAACCAGUCACAGAAGUCUUAUUUCAGUAAUGGUUUGUAGUACACGCAAAGCAAAUUGUAGUAAAUUGGUCUUAUUUUCUGAAUUUCUCUUGAAAAACCAAAGGUAGCUUACAAUAAAUACCUCAAGUAAGGAAUUUGAAACCCAUAUGGUUGCUUUUUCAUAGCGAAGAGAUUAAAAUUCAUUUUAAGUCCCACACCUGCUUUGAUUUUCCUCUGCAGUUAAUAGUCCCAGCUAGCUAAAACACUUUCUGGAUGGAUGGAGUAAUCAGUGAGGUAUUUGGAUCAUUGGUUAAUACUAAUCGAUCAGAAUUCUCCAUCACACUACUUGGCUAGCCACACUUCAGUCUCCUCAUUAUAACUGGCUGAUCAAAGUUUAUUCCUUAAUUCCAUUGUUUAUCAAAUAUUCUUGGUUGUUGCCCUGGAGCUUCCAGAUUGCGGAAAUCUAUGUACCAUACUGUACUGUGGUAUUCAUGCUGGUAAAAGACCAAUUCUUUUCAAUAUGGGAUUGUUUAGAAAAGUAAGCUAUUCUGUGUGUUCUGAGGAGGUGGCUUUCCCCCAUCAUAUAUAUUUUUUUGUCCUUGCAGGUGCCUAGUGCUGAAAGGUGGAACAGAAAUUUAAAUAACAAAUGCAUAAAAAAAGCCUUGUCAAACUUGCUUAGAAGCUGCUCACUCUGAAUGUUCACUUCUGUGGCUACUGAUUUGCUGAUAUAUCAUGUUGUGGUUUUAUUCUGAAUACCAAAUAAUUAUGUAGGCUGUCAUCAGCAUGUAAAAGUGACUGUUGGUGGCUACAGAACUGAGUGUUCCUGCCCUCCCACUGUCAUUGAAAUGCCCACUUCACCCUCACCUCCUAGGCUUAUACCGUAUUUUUUGCUCUAUAAGGCUCACUUUUUCCCUCCUAAAAAGUAGGGAAAUGUGUGUGUGUCUUAUGGAGCGAGUGCAGGCUGCGCAGCUAUCCCAGAAGCCAGAACAGCAAGAGGGAUUGCUGCUUUCACUGCACAGCGAUCCCUCUUGCUGUUCUGGCUUCUGAGAUUCAGAAUAUUUUUUUUCUUGUUUACCUCGUCCAAAAACUAGGUGUGUCUUGUGGUCUUAUAGAGCAAAAAAUACGGUAUUUUAUUAAAUCUGGUUUCCAAGAAGAUUAAUCAACUUCCAUUCUGUUGGCACAAGUUACUCACAUUUUGCUUUCUGCAGGAGGAAUUUUCCUGUUCUUGUUUUGAAAUUCAUGUUCCUGUUUGUUCCUCUUCCUAGACUUCUCCGUUUCUUCUUGCGUUAGCUGGGAACAGCAGAGAACUGGUGCUGGAUUAA
This is a messenger RNA of Podarcis lilfordi (Lilford's wall lizard), 4017 nucleotides long. The record is from the annotation of a GenBank genome assembly. NCBI's taxonomy places the organism in Eukaryota, Metazoa, Chordata, Lepidosauria, Squamata, Lacertidae.